AUGAUCAACUCAGACCUACCCAAGCCAAACUCUCUGUCGGUCAAGGCAUUCCCCAUGGAUGCUAGCACAUUAUGGUUCUUACACCACCGCACAAACAUUGUGAGCGCACUAGACGACUACAGAGCCAACAUCUGGAGCCACGAGCGACGAUAUUACCGAGAGAUCGCAACCUGUCUAGAAACCGCAGCUCGAAAUCUCGCUCUGAUUCUCACAUGCGACGGCAUCGAUUCCAGAAUGGCUCGUUGUGUCCGGGAGCGGGUCUCCCGCAUCAGCACCUGUCUAAACAGUCUUCGAGAGGUCCUGAUUCUUCACCGUGAGCAAGAACCGAAAGAAGUUUCAGAGGUCCUAUUCAUGCUUGGGCGGCACGUGGGGCGGAUGAGACUUGUGGGGAUGGCUGACCCGUAUGCUGAUGCGAUGGAUAAACAGCUAGAGGAGCUGCCGGGGUUUGAAAGUAGAUGGGUGCGCAAGAAUUGGCGGGCGUUGAAGUUUAAUGAUCCUCGAUGUGUUUGUUCACUUUGCAAGUGA
Molecule: messenger RNA, 525 nt
Organism: Penicillium verhagenii
Lineage: Eukaryota; Fungi; Ascomycota; Eurotiomycetes; Eurotiales; Aspergillaceae
Exons: 1
Coding region: 1-525 (174 amino acids)
Source: RefSeq, a predicted model, not a curated record